GCAUCGAAUUCGAGUAGAGUCAAAGUCAAGUCGAGUCGAGACAGUCGACGGUCGAGUCAGUCCAGCUAUUAUAGCCAGAAACAGAAAAUCACAAAAUUCUCUGCCACUCAGUAACACCAGUUUAGUCAGUGUUCUUAGUUCGUGGGUAUAGGACGCGUUCAUUUUGUGGGGACUCCUACACUUCUUAUUUUCGUCAUAUUAUAUUUCUGUGCUUUGGCUGUGAAUGUGAUUCUGUCGCUCAGCCUUAUCCGAAAUAGUGUCAAAUCAAGAAGUGAAUCCUAAACACUCUCCCGACCGAAACAUAGACACAAUUUUGACAGUCUUAUUUUUUAUUUAAAAAAAAUAGGUAUAGAAAAAUUAAAUUUUCUUCUUCCGAUUUGUAUAAAUUUUAACAAUUUUUCUUAAAUAAUUGCAUUUGAAACCCAAUGGCUAGAACAAGUGUUUAAUAGCACGCACCAUCAUCAAACACCGCCCUUUAUUUGCACUCCGCGUCACAUCAAACACAAUAAGCAUAUAAUUAUCCACUCGCGGGAUUUAAAUUUUUCUUUUUUCAAAAUAAAAAUAAAAAAGGAUACGAAACAAGUAAACUACUUACAUAUAGGUAUACAUCAUUUACCGAGUUUACGAGAAGAGUGAAGUGCUUGUUGCCUUUUAAGAAACAAAUUGUAAUCAACAACCAUCAUCAUGUCAAAGCCCGAGAUGAAGAAUGGAGUGGCUUCAACCACUACCUACGACUUUCAUUACCCGCAGCCCAAAGAAAAGGAAACCUUUCUGGAAUUUUGUUAUAACAAAAAGAAUGGCACCUACUUCGGACGCACUAUUAGUAGUUGGGGUCGGCUUUUAUUAUUCUACAUGAUAUUCUAUGCCAUCUUAGCUGGACUCUUUGCAAUUUGCCUUCAAGGACUCUUUGCCACGAUUGAUGAUCACGAGCCUAAAUGGAAAUUAGAUUCAUCAUUGAUUGGCACAAAUCCUGGACUUGGUUUUCGACCAUUGAGUGAAGAAACCGAACGUGGUUCAGUUAUACAAUUCGAUACGAAAAAACCUGGCGAAUAUAAAUAUUGGAAAGAUUUAUUAGAUGUGUUUGUACAACCUUACAAUCAAACUGGACAAGAAAAUACAAAAGUCUGCAAUUUUGGACAAACUCAAGACCCAAACAAAGUCUGCAUUGUUGAUAUAAAUUCAUUUGGUGAAUGCUCACCUGAAAAAGAAUACGGCUACAAUAAGGGUCGACCAUGUGUGUUCUUGAAGCUAAAUAAAAUAUUCGAUUGGACACCAGAAUUUUAUAGUGAUCCAACUAGUCUACCCGAAAAUAUGCCAGCUGAUUUGGUGGCACAUAUUAAAGGCCUAAAUGAGACUGAACGUGAGCAAAUCUGGAUAUCCUGCGAGGGACAGCAUUCACUCGAUAAGGAGAACAUGGGUGGAAUUAAAUACUAUCCCUCUCGUGGCUUCGCCUCGUAUUACUAUCCUUUCCGCAAUCAACCAGGAUAUCUGAGCCCUCUUGUUGCCGUUCAAUUCGAAUCAAUAAAAUUGAAUCAAUUGCUUAGCAUUGAAUGUCGUGCUUGGGCUAAGAACAUUAUCUACAAUGGCAGUAUUCGAGAUCGAAUGGGGUCAGUGACCUUCCAAUUGUUUGUCGAUUAGAAAUUCAGUAUUAAUUUGAUUUUAAAUUAUUCAUGCGUUAAACUUAAAGUCUACGUUAAUAUACUGCACAUACAACAACUUACAAAAAGGACCAAUUUUGAUAAAAUAUUAAUUAAUCUUCAUCCAUCAGUCAAUUCUGUCAAACAUUGUAUUUAACAAAUAUUCUGCCAAAAAAAAUUAAAUAUCUUCGAAAUGAUAAACUGAAAUCAAUCAUAUUAGUUUAACACAAAAGAUGCCUAUAAAAUUACAUCAUAAGCCCGAAAAACAAACAUUGCCGAAGUUGACAAACUUCUUCCUUUUUUAUGUUCACCGCAAUCCACAUUAACCCUAUGCGUGUAAAGUUCAAUUCAUAAAUAUAGUUUUAUGCUAAAAAUCAAAUUAAAUGUAAGAUAUUUCCAAUUUUCCGGAAAAAUAUUUUAUAUAAAGAGAAAUUUAAAAGAAUACGAAGAUUGUCAUUUUGUAAAAUUAAGUUGAUAACAAAGUUUUAAUUAAAAAAAAUAAUAUUCAAAUGA
Messenger RNA from Eupeodes corollae, 2150 nucleotides. RefSeq names its product sodium/potassium-transporting ATPase subunit beta-1. Bases 685 to 1638 code for a protein of 317 amino acids. Gene Ontology annotation, biological process: intracellular potassium ion homeostasis; sodium ion export across plasma membrane; intracellular sodium ion homeostasis. Gene Ontology annotation, cellular component: sodium:potassium-exchanging ATPase complex. The transcript has 4 exons. Gene Ontology annotation, molecular function: ATPase activator activity. The record is from RefSeq and is a predicted model, not a curated record. Lineage: Eukaryota; Metazoa; Arthropoda; Insecta; Diptera; Syrphidae.